AGGCCGGCGCUCGGGCGUUCCAGAGGGUGGGGCAAGGGCUGGUGUCAGUCCGGGCGGACCUCGGCCACCGGCGUCCGGGUGGAGCAAGGCCCGCUGAGAUGGAGUUCCUGCUGGGGAAUCCGUUCAGCACCCCUGUAGGGCAGUGUCUCGAGAAGGCAACGGAUGGCUCCCUGCAGAGUGAGGACUGGACAUUGAAUAUGGAGAUCUGUGAUAUCAUCAAUGAGACAGAGGAAGGGCCAAAGGAUGCCAUUCGAGCUCUGAAGAAGCGGCUCAGUGGGAACCGGAACUACAGGGAAGUGAUGCUGGCCCUGACGGUGCUGGAGACAUGUGUGAAGAACUGUGGCCACCGCUUCCAUAUCCUCGUGGCCAACCGAGACUUCAUCGACAGCGUUCUGGUCAAAAUUAUCUCUCCCAAGAACAACCCUCCCACCAUUGUACAGGACAAAGUGCUUGCUCUAAUCCAGGCGUGGGCAGAUGCCUUUAGGAGCAGUCCUGACCUCACCGGUGUUGUGCACAUAUAUGAGGAGCUGAAGAGGAAGGGGGUUGAAUUUCCCAUGGCAGACUUGGAUGCUCUGUCUCCUAUCCAUACACCCCAGCGGAGUGUCCCAGAAGUGGAUCCAGCUGCCACCAUGCCCAGGUCCCAAUCACAGCGCAGGACAAGUGCUGGCUCCUAUCCCUCACCAUCUCCUGCUUCCUACUCCACUCCACAGGUCCCGGCUCUGAGUGUGACUGGCCCCAUCACAGCCAAUUCAGAACAGAUUGCCAGGCUUCGCAGUGAACUGGACAUUGUUCGAGGAAACACAAAAGUCAUGUCAGAGAUGUUAACAGAAAUGGUUCCAGGGCAGGAGGAUUCUUCUGAUCUGGAACUGCUGCAGGAGUUGAACAGGACCUGCCGGGCCAUGCAGCACCGCAUAGUGGAGCUCAUCUCCCGUGUGUCCAAUGAAGAAGUCACUGAGGAGCUGCUGCAUGUCAAUGACGACCUCAACAACGUCUUCCUCCGCUACGAGAGGUUUGAGAGGUACAGAUCCAGCCGAUCAGUUCAGAAUGCCAGCAACGGAGUACUGAAUGAAGUAACUGAAGACAACUUAAUAGACUUGGGCCCAGGCUCGCCUGCUGUGGUGAGCCCCAUGGUGGGAAGCACAGCACCCCCAUCUUCCCUUUCCUCCCAACUUGCAGGCUUGGACUUGGGGACAGAGAGCGUCAGUGGCACCCUCAGUUCACUCCAGCAGUGUAAUCCUCAUGAUGGCUUUGACAUGUUUGCCCAGACCAGAGGGAGCUCCUUGGCUGAGCAGCGUAAAACGGUCACCUACGAGGAUCCCCAGGCUGUCGGAGGACUCGCUUCUGCACUAGACAGUCGGAAACAGAGCUCAGAAGUGCAGAGAGGGAAAGGUGGGGACUCUGACCUGGAGCCCAUAGACAGCUGGCUCAUAACCCAAGGAAUGAUCCCAGUUGCGCAGCCCUCUGUCAUGGACGACAUUGAGGUGUGGCUCAGGACAGACCUGAAGGGUGAUGACCUGGAAGAGGGUGUCACGAGUGAAGAGUUCGAUAAGUUCCUAGAAGAAAGAGCCAAAGCUGCUGAAAUGGUUCCUGACCUGCCCUCGCCCCCCACAGAGGCCCCUGCACCAGCCUCAAACCCUUCUAGUCGGAAGAAGCCAGAGCGGUCUGAGGAUGCGCUCUUUGCCCUGUGAGCCAUUCUGUGGUUUGCCUCCCCAUGGCAGGUCACUGGUGGCUCCCCCAGUGGACAUCAGGCACUGUCCACUUCCCUGUCCCUCAGCCUGCACACCUGUAUCUCCAUGGAAAUGCCAGUUUUCUCCUAGACCCCCCUGGUCAGUACCUGCUUUGCUACCUUUUCUCUGGGUAGCAACAGCAGCACUGGCUAGAGGCCCGGCCAUCUCCCACUCUGAGGGCUCACUUGGCUUUGGGUCAAUCCAGGAAGAGCCAGUGGCCCAGUCCUGGGCAGGGAAGCCCCCUUGACACUUUCUGAGCAGAGCUCCUAAACUGACCCUUUCCUGAUCCCCUUCCUGCCUCAGCCUGGCCCCAGGGUUUCCUUCAGGUGAGCCACUCUGCUCCCCUGGGUUCAUCUCUUUGAUCAAGGGCUCUGGGCCACCACCUUUGGAUGAGCAGGAUUCACUUGUUUGUACUGACAGGCUUAGUCUCCCUCCAUGGAAUGUGUGGCACUGUGGCACUUAGUGUGCCUGCACUUUAGUGGGCUCUGUGGGCUGCUCCCAUGGGUCCUCAUCUCCCUAACCCUUUCUCUAUCACAGCUGCCAAGCCUGGGACAAAGUCUGGGAUCUGUGGCUCUUGGUAUGAGACCAGCCAAGGGCAUCUUGGAGGGUAGCACAUACCCUGUGGAUAGUAGAUAACACUACCCCAUGCAUACUAUCACAGUCAUACUCACACUGGCUCUGAUGUCUAGAGAAGGCUGUUUGCUAAAGCAAUUUGACUUACUGCAUCCCACACCUAGGUCUAGGCUUCAGAAGCUUCCUCACAGCUACCUCCAAGCCUAGCAGUAGACAGCUAUGUACCAUGCCUGGAGGUUCAAAUGACCAGGAGCUCCACUAGGCUGGAGCCAUACUCCAUUCCUCUCCCUUCCCUAGCAUGGGCCUCAGCCUCCAUGGGCUGUCCGUAUAUGACCCACCACCUACUUCACAAGUCCCCCAGCCACAAAUUUCAGUUUGAAGCCUGACAGGUUCUGAGCAAAUGAGAGAUGGUGAUGCCUACUCCUGUCCUAUGUCCUUGCUGGUUCAUCUCCUGACUCUGGGUAAGCAACUCAGUGUUACCUGCAUCCUAGUCAGACUGACAACCCCUUGUUUCUCAAGCUGCUGUUGACUAGUAAAAGGAAAAUGUUGCUUUAGCUCCUGUGCAGGUCACCAUGCCUUCCCUACUCACUGUGUGGUCAACCUUCCCACUGUUAAGAUGGUGCAACCAGCCCAGAGAAGGCUGGGCUUCACUUAUAAUGAAUCAGUGCCGAGCUCUGGGCUGCUCUAGGUAUGGCACUGCAGUUCUGACUCAGAACCCCACACCUAGUCCAGAUCCCACCUUCAAUAGCCUCAGAGAAGUAUGGCUGAGGACCAUCUGGCAGGAUUCAUGGGGGAUAUCAACUCUGGCUCUGCAGAAGACAUCGAGGAAGUCUCUCCCACAGUGAACCCUGGUGGCCUGCUUCCUGCCCAGCCCUCUUUUAGCACCUGCCAUACCUCUACCCUCCACUCAGGUCCCUUGGCCAGCCCAAGCUUCUCUGAGGCCAGCUUGGCUGUUAGGGCUCUGAAGAUCACACAGAGAAGGUUGGGUGGCCCAGUGUAUCUGGAAGCUUGGCCUUUGGCACAGUCUAGAAAGGUUGUCUUUGAGGGUCAGAGCCCACCUUUGCCAGCCUGCCAGAGCUGGGCCUAUCUGCAGUAGGCAGCCAAGUCAACAUCUCUGAAUUAAGGAGGCAGUCUCCCUGAGUGAUGUAGAAAGGAAAAUGGGCUUCCUACGGAGAGGCUGAGGGUUGCGGUUUACCUGGGGGUGGUCCCUAGCAAGGCCAUUUCUAGUACCAUUGUCUCAAGUUGUUCCCUGACCUCCUGACUGCAACUGCUGGGUAUGGCAUGGAGAGGCCUGGCUGCCCCUUGGGCAGCAGGCAGGAGGCCACCUUCCUGGCCUAGAGCAUCCUUGCUGUGGUUUAGUUCAUAUUCCUCACAUUCUGUCCAGAGGCAGCCUUGCCUUACCUGUGGGCUGAGGUAACAUGUGCCUAAGGUCUUUACUGGAAGCAAGAUUGGGCCCAGGGGUCCUGAAGGAGGUUGCACUCAGCCCUGUGGACUGUCCUGAGCUCCCGGGUUCCUGCCUGUUCCCCACCAUCUGUGGGCAAAGUCCUUAGGCCCCUGUUAGGGACAGGAAAGUUGGACCCUCUCAAGCCAGCAGCCUCUACAAGUGUUAGAAAUCACAGAUACAGUGUGUACUUAAUUACACUAAAUUAUUGCUGGGAUUCCUUAUAAGUACUAAUUAUACCUGAUUGUAGGUUAAAAUAUUUAUUUUGUCAAAAUAUUUUCUUGGGGAUGUGUUUAACCUUUUCUUGUUCAUUGUGUGCUGAAGUGUGAAGACUACUUCCUCCUGCCUCUGGCCAUUGGGCAUCAGUGAAGGAAAGGUACUAUGUGUAGUUUAAUCUUGGUGCAGUGGGCCUCCUGCAAGCCGGUCCUAGAGUGGCCCCUGCUCAGGUCCUAAGCAGGCAGGCUGGAGCUGGGUCAAGUGAACAGCUCCCUUAUCUGUUCAUGGGACACAGGGUUUUAGAGCCAAAAGGCCUUCUUGGUGACCUGGGCUAGAAGGAAAGGUAGUUAUCCAUUUGUUCUGUCUGUCAGCCCCUCAGUGUGAGUGACUGUGCCUUGGCUCGCUGCCCUUGUCCUCCCUACUGGGAGUCUGGCCUGUGCUGUCACCAACAGCAUUGCUCAGGUUGGAAAGUGGUGGCAGGGCCUUGAGUGGCCCAGUGGCAGUGGGUUUCUCUUCUCCUCCUCUAGGCUUCACUGUUAGCUGCCAGCAUUCUUCUGACAUGGUUCUAGAUACUCCAGGCAGGCUAUGGGCCUUUUUGAGACCAGGUCAGUCCCAUAUGGCUGGGGAGAGCAGCAUGAGAGAGCCCUUAUUCCCAGCCAACCUCAGUCCCUCAUACUGCCUGGUCAUCCCAUGGCCUCGCUAUGAUCUGCUGUUUGUUGGGGCUUUGUGUGCUCAGCCAUAUAGGGGAUCCACAGAGGAGUAUGUUUCCACCUGGAAGUACUCCCCAUGUGGCCCUGAGGUACCCAUCUCACCUACUACCCAUGUCUAGCCCUUCCUGUUCAUGGGGUUCCAAGCUAGGCUUCUCUUGUGUCCCUGAAACAGCUGUCAACCCUAUGUCCUGACUGCUUCUGCUAUACCCAGCCCCCAGGUUAUCUGGGAGAACAGGGGUAGUAAUUUUUCCUAAACUUUGCAUUUAAUUGUGAGGAUCCUCAGAUCCUUGGGGCUGCUGAAAAGAAGGUGUUGUGUUUGUUAUCCCCUUGUCCCACAAAUCAGGUUCUUGUCCCUGUCUGUUUUUGUGAGUAGAGCUGGUUUUAGAGGGUGGCUCCAAGUGACACAGUGUCCCCCCACUCUACUGGCUCUGCUUUCAGAUACUGUCUCUCUAGUUUGUGUUCCUGCAUGUAAAGUACUCCACAAUAAAUAGUUGAACCAAC
Messenger RNA from Nannospalax galili (Upper Galilee mountains blind mole rat), 5168 nucleotides. RefSeq names its product target of myb1 like 2 membrane trafficking protein (gene Tom1l2). The record is from RefSeq and is a predicted model, not a curated record. Gene Ontology annotation, molecular function: ubiquitin binding; clathrin binding; phosphatidylinositol binding. Bases 99 to 1688 code for a protein of 529 amino acids. The transcript has 16 exons. Gene Ontology annotation, cellular component: endosome; membrane. Gene Ontology annotation, biological process: signal transduction. NCBI's taxonomy places the organism in Eukaryota, Metazoa, Chordata, Mammalia, Rodentia, Spalacidae.